Linum trigynum is the source of this 219-nucleotide messenger RNA. NCBI's taxonomy places the organism in Eukaryota, Viridiplantae, Streptophyta, Magnoliopsida, Malpighiales, Linaceae. The record is from the annotation of a GenBank genome assembly.
AUGGCCUCGUCGACUGUAAUCCCUACGCUCGGAUGUUCCAUCGAUUGCUUCGCCUUUUUCUUGGUGUGCUGGGCCUCCUUAUCCCCUUUGGGGUUUGGGGAGGAUGAUUCUGUCGGUGGUCGACGCUGCCCCGCGCCAGCGUCUUGCUGCAGAGGCCUUCCCGGGCCACCUCCUGUCGGCGGCGAGACCUCCGCCGACAUGAGCUUGGAAAAACCCUAG